This is a messenger RNA of Mugil cephalus (flathead mullet), 1804 nucleotides long. RefSeq names its product arylformamidase (gene afmid). Gene Ontology annotation, molecular function: arylformamidase activity. Bases 178 to 1059 code for a protein of 293 amino acids. Lineage: Eukaryota; Metazoa; Chordata; Actinopteri; Mugiliformes; Mugilidae. The transcript is spliced from 11 exons. The record is from RefSeq and is a predicted model, not a curated record.
AAAGAGGGGCAGGUUCCCCGUUUUAAAAUCCACCACGUACAGAUCACAUAGUUGAUCUGUUUACCUUUCAAAGGUCAGGGUGUAAAGUCUGACAUUCCGGUCACUGAGUUCCUCAGCAGAGCGCAUGGUGACUGGACCUAUCUGUCAGCGAAGAGUAUAGUCACACCUGGAGAUAAAAUGAGUCACUGGAGCGAAAUGAACAAAGACGAGAUCGAGAGGCAGUAUUCACCCAGCAGGUGGUCCCACAGGAUGUCCGCAGACGACGUGAUCAAGGCCCAUGUGAAGGCUUUAAAGGAAGGUACGGAGCGAGCCCGUGGCCUGGCUCAAACUCUUCUCAACGUGCCAUAUGGGGAGGGAGACGGAGAGAAGCUGGACGUCUACAUACCCAGCACCAACUCUCUGGACGUCCACCUUGUCAUUUACCUUCAUGGAGGCUACUGGCAGUUUCUCAGCAAGGAGGAGUCAGGAUUCAUGGCUGUUCCACUGGUUGAUAAAGGUGUAGUGGUGGUUGCGGUUGGUUAUGACAUCGCCCCCAAAGGUAACAUGGACCUGAUGGUGUCGCAAGUUCGCAGGAGUGUCGUGUCUGUCAUUCAGCAGUAUUCUCACAUCAGUGGUCUUUACCUGUGUGGCCACUCUGCUGGGGCUCACCUGGCUGCUAUGGUGCUCUCCACUGACUGGUCACAGUACAGCGUCACUCCUCAGAUCAAAGGUGCUUUCCUUGUCAGUGGCAUUUAUGACCUGCUGCCCAUCCUGUCCACCUACGUCAACGAGCCUCUAAAAAUGACAGAGGAGGUGGCGGUGAGAAACAGCCCCAGCAAGCUGGUCCCUCAGCUUAAACUCUCCUCCUCCAGCUGCCAGAUCGUCGUGGCGGUCGCUGAGAACGACUCGCCGGAGUUUCGCAAGCAGUCGGAAGAAUAUUUCAAAACUCUGGAGGCUUCAGGGCUGAAUGUGACUAUGGAGGAUGUGGUGAAUACAGACCACUUCAGUAUCAUUGAGCAGCUGGUGGAUGGAGAGUAUCACCUAACAAAGCUUCUCUUGAAGAUGAUGGGGAAGAGCUGAGGUGCUUGAUCGAUCAUCUAACAUCAACAUACCUCCGUAUCACCAUCAACACUGAAAGAAUUGAGACACAGUUUCUUACCACUUGGUUUGAUCAACAAUAAGGUGGAGUGGAUUAACUUCUCUGUAGUUACAGCUCUCUCUCUCUCUCAAAAAAAAAGCUUUGUAUGUUCCAACUUAUGAAAACAUUGUGUGCCUAAAACCUCAUUACUUCAAAGAUGAUGACUGUAGCAAAACUACUGCUUUUAUUCAGGUGAAAACAGCGUACUCAAAACCCACUGUGCACAAUGUUAUUGUUAGGAAACACAGUUGGAUCCUGUACUGAACACUGUAGAGUUGAUGUUAGUUUUGGCGUGUAUCCAGUGUUAAAGGGGCAGUGUCUGCCUGAAUAUUUUUACCUCUGACAAUCUGCACCGAAACAUAAAUAAAUCCAGAGUUGGAGAUAAAGUCAAGAAUAGUGACAUAUCAUUCAAGUUGAUUGUAGCUUUUUGUUGUAGCUUUCACAGCACUGAUAAUCUCAUCCAGGAUUCGUCACCAGGAAAUGUUGAUAAGGAAAAAAAAAUAUUUGCACUUUUAUUUUAAGCUAAUAUAGUUGAAGAAUGCUCAUAUGAAAGUAGACAUAUUUUUAACUGACCAUUACUCAUUCUAGCAUCUUACACAAUGUUUACAUUAGUACUACGUAAUAUUCUGUUCAUCAUUACUGUAGAUUGUAAAGAGAAUAAUCACAAUAAAUAUUUAUAUUUGAGAA